Molecule: messenger RNA, 1699 nt
Organism: Megalops cyprinoides (Indo-Pacific tarpon)
Lineage: Eukaryota; Metazoa; Chordata; Actinopteri; Elopiformes; Megalopidae
Gene: adipor1a
Product: adiponectin receptor 1a
Exons: 9
Coding region: 542-1645 (367 amino acids)
Biological process (GO): adiponectin-activated signaling pathway
Cellular component (GO): plasma membrane
Molecular function (GO): signaling receptor activity
Source: RefSeq, a predicted model, not a curated record
GGCUGGGCUUUCGGUGGCAGCUGUAACGUUAGCUACCACAAAGCUAGCAAGCUAAACUAGCCAGCUAGCAUGUUACAGAUACUAUCUGAAUUGCUUUCAGCUUUAAUUUACGUUGCCAUUAUCUGUUAUUGUCGGUUUCCACACCGAGGGUCAUGCAGUAUCUCAGCGAUUUAUGUGAUCGUUAAUAAAAAAUGUUAAUGUGAUUUGAUUAAUAUAAAGUGCAUCAAAUGAAAGUGUAUGGAGCUCACUGCGAAAAGUAGGAUUUAAAGCCAAAAACAGACUGAUUUUUUGACUUCUGUUAUGUUAUGAUUUCAUUGGUUGAGCAAAUGCAUUUAAUAUGAUCGUGGAAGCUGACUGUAACCCGCUCUUCGUUGCUAUGCACCGUGGACUGCAGGAUUGAAAGUAGGGCACACUGAGUGGUGGUGAGCUAGACUUGCAGGAGCAUCAUUGACCUCGCAGUCCUUGGCUCUGAUUCGGCGUGUGACGUCAUCGAGCUCGGAGCAGCGGUUGGGGCGGGGACGAGGGGCUGAGAAGAGGCCCCAUGUCAGCCCGCAACGGGUCCGCAAGCGAUGCAGAGUGCCGGAUCUCUGAGGAGGGCCACACUCUGGAGGACGUGGAGCUGACAGAGCUGGGCCCCUUGAUGGAGAGCGUGGUGACAGGGGAGGCCGCAGCCCUCCCUGACGAUGAGGAGGAGGAUGAUGAAGGGGGCCGAGGGAUGACGCUGCCCUUACAGGCCCACCAUGCUAUGGAGAAGAUGGAGGAGUUUGUGUACAAGGUUUGGGAAGGGCGCUGGAGGGUUAUUCCAUACCACGUCCUACCAGAGUGGCUGAAGGACAAUGACUACCUCCUGCAUGGUCACCGGCCGCCCAUGCCCUCCUUCCGCGCCUGCUUUGGCAGCAUCUUCAGAAUCCACACGGAGACUGGGAACAUCUGGACACACCUGCUGGGGCUGGUCCUCUUCCUGUGCCUGGGAACGCUCACCAUGCUGCGCCCCAACAUGUACUUCACGGCCCCCCUGCAGGAGAAGGUGGUGUUCGGGACCUUCUUCCUGAGUGCCGUGUUGUGCCUCAGUUUCUCCUGGCUCUUCCACACUGUGUACUGCCACUCUGAAAAGGUGUCCCGCACAUUCUCCAAGCUGGAUUACUCGGGCAUCGCUCUGCUGAUCAUGGGCUCCUUCGUGCCCUGGCUCUACUACUCCUUCUACUGCUCGCCGCAGCCGCGCCUCAUCUACCUCUGCAUCGUCUGCGUACUGGGGAUCGCCGCCAUCAUCGUGGCCCAGUGGGACCGCUUCUCCACACCCCGCCACAGGCCCACCAGAGCAGGAGUGUUCAUGGGCCUGGGUCUGAGUGGGAUUGUACCCACGAUGCACUUCACCAUUGCUGAGGGCUUCGUCAAGGCCACCACGGUGGGGCAGAUGGGCUGGUUCUACCUGAUGGGAGCCAUGUACAUCACCGGAGCUGGGCUGUAUGCAGCGAGGAUCCCGGAGCGCUACUUUCCUGGGAAAUGUGACAUCUGGUUCCAGUCCCACCAGAUCUUCCACGUGCUAGUGGUGGCCGCAGCCUUCGUCCACUUCUAUGGCGUGUCCAACCUACAGGAGUUCCGCUACGGGCUAGAAGGGGGCUGCACUGAUGACACAUUACUCUGAGAUCUGGACGGGAGGAGAGCCUUCUCCUGGGGUUCCACACUGGUUUUGGGACAA